AUGAGGGCCGGCUUCCCGCACAAGCUGCUCUUUGUCUGCUUCUCCUCCUUCCUCUUCCUGCUGCUUGUCAUUGUCCACCAGGACGCCCCCGGGACCCUGCAGCUGGGGCUCUUGGUCGCACCCCGGCGUGAGCCUGUCUCUGUGGAGCUGCUCCAGGGCAGCCCCGUCUUCCAGUGGCGAGGCACUGAGGAGGAGAAAGCCAGGCACUCCAUGCCUGUGCCCGUGCCCAGCCGCCCGCCAGCGUCCACCAGGCACCCGCUGCAGGUCGUCUACCCCUACAGCUACCGCUUCCUCCUGAACGAGCCGGACAAGUGCCGGGAGCGGGCGCCCUUCCUGGUGCUGCUGGUGGUGACGGAGCCCAAGGACAUCGAGGCGAGGAACGCCAUCCGGCAGACCUGGGGCAACGAGAGUGCCGUGCCCGGCGUCUCCAUGGCGCGGCUCUUCCUGACCGGGGUCCACCCGCACUACAGCGCCCCGCUGCAGCAGCUGCUGGAGGAGGAGAGCGCCCUGCAUCGCGACAUCAUCCAGCAGGACUUCCUGGACACCUACAACAACCUGACCCUGAAGACGCUGAUGGGCAUGGAGUGGGUGAGCAGGCACUGCCCCAAUGCCAGCUACGUGGUGAAGGCCGACAGCGACGUCUUCCUCAACGUGGGCUUCCUCGUCCGGGAGCUGCUGCAGCCUCAGCUGCCGCCCAAGAAGGACUUCAUGACGGGGUACAUCUACAGGAACACUGGGCCGCUGCGGAGCAAGGCGUACAAGUGGUACGUGCCCCGGGAGGUGUACCCCAACGACACCUACCCCCCGUACUGCGGCGGCCCCGCCUACGUGCUCUCUGGAGACCUCGCCAAGAAGGUGUAUGGGGUGGCCCAGACCCUCCGGGUCAUCAACAUGGAGGACGCGUUCAUGGGGAUCUGUUUGCACGAGCUGGGCGUCAGCGUGACCGACAGCCCCUGGGGCCUCUUCAACAUCGUCUGGCUGGAGUAUGAGAAGUGCCAGUUCUCCAAGCUGGUGUUGGUGCAUCACUUCGGGCCCACGGACCUGCUGAGGGUCUGGCCGGACUUCCUGGGCGGGAACAAGACGUGCCCCAGCUAG
Terrapene triunguis (Three-toed box turtle) is the source of this 1095-nucleotide messenger RNA. RefSeq names its product beta-1,3-galactosyltransferase 2-like. The transcript has a single exon. Gene Ontology annotation, cellular component: membrane. Gene Ontology annotation, molecular function: N-acetyl-beta-D-glucosaminide beta-(1,3)-galactosyltransferase activity. The record is from RefSeq and is a predicted model, not a curated record. Bases 1 to 1095 code for a protein of 364 amino acids. NCBI's taxonomy places the organism in Eukaryota, Metazoa, Chordata, Testudines, Emydidae.